GUAAAAGAAUAAAAGAAUGAUUUCAUAACUCCUAGAUGAAAUGACAGUAGCUUCAGAGAAAUAAAAAAAGGAAAUGAAUAAAAUUAAUUACAAAUAUUAAAGAAGAACAAGAGAUGUAAUUAAUGCAGAAAAAUAAGAAAAAUUAGAAAAUAAAGAAAUAGAUGUUGGAUUACCUAAAAUUAAGGACAAGGAAGAAGUUUAUUAAGAAUUAAAAAGAAGAUUUAGAAUGGCAUGGAAAAGUAUUUUUUUACUUAAUAGUAGGUCCUGGAUUCAAAAAUGAUGAAUUCACAAAAAUACCAACAUUAAAGGGCAAAAUUUUGAAUGAAUGGGAAAUUUUAAGAAUUAAUUUAGCAGAGAGAAGUUAUAAAGCACCUUAAGGUUAUUAUCUUUUUUCUAUUGUUUUUAGGUUUCAAAGGAUUCAAAAUACCUAGUUAAUAUUAAGAGUUUUAAAAACCAAAGACACCACCUGGAAUAAAAAAACAAUUAGAUGAAUUUAGAUUGGAUUUUGAAGAUUUUGUUCAAAGGCCAAGCAAAUAUGGAAAAGUACAUGAAGAUGAAAUGUUAGAAAAAGUGAGAAUAAACAAUAAAGAACCAUUUAGAUUAACAAAUAGUGUCUAGCAUAAUGAAUUUGCUUUUGAUCCACAUCUUACAUGGGAAGCAGAAAUGAAAAGAAAAUAAUCUAUAAGUAAAUCAAAACUAAAUAAAUCAAAAUUAAAUAAAUGA
Messenger RNA from Paramecium sonneborni, 723 nucleotides. Lineage: Eukaryota; Ciliophora; Oligohymenophorea; Peniculida; Parameciidae. The record is from the annotation of a GenBank genome assembly.